Messenger RNA from Nannizzia gypsea CBS 118893, 2295 nucleotides. RefSeq lists its product as hypothetical. Gene Ontology annotation, molecular function: GTPase activator activity; protein binding. The coding region runs from base 1 to 2295 and encodes 764 amino acids. Gene Ontology annotation, cellular component: cell cortex. The record is from RefSeq and is a predicted model, not a curated record. NCBI's taxonomy places the organism in Eukaryota, Fungi, Ascomycota, Eurotiomycetes, Onygenales, Arthrodermataceae. The transcript has 5 exons. Gene Ontology annotation, biological process: regulation of actin cytoskeleton organization; regulation of GTPase activity.
AUGUCCGUCGCAACCAUGCUGCAGCCAGCGUCCCGCGCCUCUCGCGCAUCAACCUCCUCCUCCUCCUCCUUCCAGCCCAUGAGCAGACAGAACACGAUGUCCUCGCACGAUGCCCGCUCGAUGCGCCAGUCGAAGCGCAUGUCCGUCACCGCGCUCUACCUCUCCAUGUCCGCAAAGGAGAAGGACCUCGAGAUAUCAGACGAACUCUCAAAAGCGCAAAAAAGCCUGCGGGAGCUCAAGUCGAAGAUCUCCACGCAGUCAAAGAAGAACUUUGUGCUUGAAAAGGACGUCAGGUACCUCGACUCGCGCAUCGCUCUGCUCAUCCAGAAUCGCAUGGCCCUGGAGGAGCAAAACGAAGUGGCCAGCCAUCUGGAUGACCCAGCAGACAUACAAGAAGGGGCCUUCCCCAACGACGACAAGACGCAAAAGUACGGUAACCUGCUCUUCCUGCUGCAGUCGGAGCCCCGUCACAUCGCCCACCUGUGCCGCCUCGUCUCGAUGGCAGAGAUCGACUCGCUGCUGCAGACCGUCAUGUUCACCAUCUACGGGAACCAGUACGAGAGCCGCGAAGAGCACCUGCUGCUCACCAUGUUCCAGUCCGUCCUCACCUACCAGUUCGACAACACGCCCGAGUACUCCUCGCUCCUACGCCAGAACACGCCCGUCUCCCGCAUGAUGACCACGUAUACCCGCCGUGGACCGGGACAGGCAUACCUGAAACAUAUCCUGGCCAGCCAGAUCAACUCCCUCAUCGAGCUGCACGACAUCGACCUCGAGAUCAACCCGCUCAAGGUCUACGAGUCCAUGAUCCGCCAGAUCGAAGCCAGCACCGGCUCAUUGCCCGCCUACCUCGACCGCGCAGUCACCGCAGAGGUCGCCGCCGAAAACGAGCAGGUCCAGGCCAUCAUUGCGCCCAGACUCAAGAUGCUAACCGACCUGGCCAACAGCUUCCUCAAGACUAUCAUCGACGGCCUCGAGGAGACUCCCUACGGCAUCCGCUGGAUAUGCAAGCAGAUCCGCAGUCUCUCAAAACGCAAGUACCCGGACGCCCAGGACCAUGUCAUCUGCACCCUGAUCGGAGGCUUCUUCUUCCUGCGCUUCAUCAACCCAGCCAUCGUCACGCCGCGGUCGUACAUGCUCAUCGACGGCACUCCCGCAGAGAAGCCGCGCCGCACACUCACCCUGAUCGCAAAGAUGCUGCAGAACCUCGCCAACAAGCCUUCCUACGCCAAGGAGCCCUACAUGGCCAAACUGCAGCCCUUCAUCCAGCAGAACAAAGAGCGAGUGAACAGGUUCCUCCUCGACCUCUGUGAGGUCCAAGACUUCUACGAAAGCCUCGAGAUGGACAACUACGUCGCCCUGUCCAAGCGCGACCUCGAGCUCCAGAUCACCCUCAACGAAAUCUAUGCUACCCACGCCCUCAUCGAGAAACAUGCCCCCACCCUCGCCGCAGACCAGAACUCCCAUCUCAACGUCCUCCUUCAGGAACUCGGUCCUGCGCCCGCCCAGCUGCCCCGCAAGGAGAACAGAGCCAUCCACCUGCCCCUAUUCAGCAAAUGGGAAGCACCCAUCGACGACCUCACCUCCGCCCUCGACAUCACCCAGGAAGAGAUCUUCUUCAUGGAACCAAAUCCCCCUUUACUAGACCGCAUCGCCGAAGCAGCAGCCACCCUCAAAAACGACGCCGUCAUGGUCCGCAAGGGCAUCCGGACAAUGGAACUCCUCAGCCAGCUGCAGGAACUCGGCGUCAUCGACCGAUCAGACGACUUCUCCUUACUCCGCGACGAGGUCGAGCAGGAACUCGUACACCUCGGCUCGCUGCGUGAGAAAGUGCUCGAGGAACAGCGCAAGCUGGAGGAAGUCUACCGUACCAUCCGCGACCACAACGCUUACCUGGUCAACCAGCUCGAGACCUACAAGUCGUACCUGCAUAACGUACGCAGCCAGAGCGAGGGCAAGCAGCGCAAGACGCAGAAACACCAGGAACUCGGACCGUACAAGUUCACCCACCAGCAGCUUGAGAAGGAAGGCGUCAUUAGACGAAGCAAUGUGCCCGAGAACAGGCGGGCGAAUAUAUACUUUAUGUUCAAGAGCCCUCUCCCAGGCACUUUUGUCAUCAGUCUACACUACAAGGGACGAGCUAGAGGCCUGCUAGAACUAGAUCUGAAACUCGACGACUUGCUGGAAAUGCAGAAGGACAACCAGGAAGACCUGGACUUGGAAUACGUCCAGUUCAACGUCUCUCGCGUCCUGGCUCUGCUUAACAAGCGCUUCGCCCGGAAGAAGGGCUGGUAA